Messenger RNA from Aphanomyces invadans, 1178 nucleotides. RefSeq lists its product as hypothetical. Bases 1 to 1113 code for a protein of 370 amino acids. The transcript has a single exon. The record is from RefSeq and is a predicted model, not a curated record. Lineage: Eukaryota; Oomycota; Saprolegniomycetes; Saprolegniales; Verrucalvaceae. Gene Ontology annotation, molecular function: protein binding.
AUGGCGGACCUGGCGCUCCUACACAUGCCCGAGCUUCGGAUGCUAAUCUUUUCCUUUCAACGAGGCGUCCCGUACGCGCUGACACUCCCAAUGUGCAUGGGCGGAACGUCGAUGCCUGUGGGGAAGGCAUGGAGCCUCUUCCAAACCCUUACACAAGCCAGCUCUUCCGUCCGGACUGCCAACACUAUUCGCACGAAGCCCUCCAACGCUGACGCAGGCAAAGAAGUGACGUGGGCGAUUGCGCUGCUGGCCCAUCUUGACACCCACCAAGCCCACAACAUCGCCGACCACCUCGCAUUCGUCGAUCUGUAUGCGCAUCGAUGGCCACGCAUGUUCACACAGCUCGUUCUGGACGGGUUGGCCGAAACUGGGAAGGUCGCCAUCCUCGCGCACCUCUACUCGACCUACCGCGUGAUUUGCUCUGCCAAGGCCCUCAAGCGGGCGGCCCAAUUCGGACACUUGAGUGUGCUCGAGUACGUCCACGCGCACCAAAUCUACGACGAAUGGAGCGUGCAUGUGCUGGACAAAGCCGCCGCCAGUGGUCACUUGAACAUUGUCCAGUUCCUGCAUAGCCACCGACCCGAGGGCGGGACGACUGCAGCGAUGGACUUGGCCGCGCUAGGCGGGCAUUUUGAUGUGCUAGUCUUCCUCCACCACGCCCGGACCGAAGGCUGCACAACAAACGCCAUUCGCAACGCAGCCAAAGAGGGCCAUCUCGAUAUUGUCAAAUUCCUGAGCGCCCACCGCGUCGAAGGAUGCACGAAAGAGGCUCUCAACAUGGCGGCGGCGGCUGGUUACUUGGACAUUGUUCACUGGCUCGUCCAACACCGCACCGAAGGAAACGUCGAGGAAGCCAUGGUGUAUGCGGCGCGGCAUGGCCACGUCGACGUGGUCAAAUUUUUGCACGUGAAUGGGAGAUGUCGACGGACAAAGUCUCCGAGUUCGAGCAAGAUACUGGUCGAUGUGGCGGCUGCGAAUGGACACUUGGAUGUUGUACGAUUUAUCCACGAUGUCGCGGGGCAUGAAUUGCCCCCGUGGGGAUGGUGCAGUGCCCACGUCAAGGCCCUCGUGACCCCACGCCGGAAGAAUGGGGUUGUGACAGGCUUCUUUUAGGUAGCACCAAAUGUAGGCAGGAUUUAGUUUGGAUGAUGGCGUAAAAUCGUUUGUGGCGAGGGGCG